Messenger RNA from Centropristis striata (black sea bass), 840 nucleotides. RefSeq names its product low affinity immunoglobulin gamma Fc region receptor II-like. Gene Ontology annotation, biological process: cell surface receptor signaling pathway. The record is from RefSeq and is a predicted model, not a curated record. Lineage: Eukaryota; Metazoa; Chordata; Actinopteri; Perciformes; Serranidae. Gene Ontology annotation, molecular function: transmembrane signaling receptor activity. Bases 1 to 840 code for a protein of 279 amino acids. The transcript has 6 exons.
AUGGAGGUGACAUCGCUUUGCAUCAUACUGUUGCUCAAUGUGCUCUUCCUGCUUCGUGCUCAAGGUCAGAACAACAGUUACUAUGUUAAGAAAGCUGAUGCAGCUUUCAUUAAUGUGGAUCCAAACAGACUGCAAUUCUUUGAGUAUGAAUCCAUCUCACUUACCUGUGCCCGGAUUCGUGGCUCAUCUGAAUGGAGAGUGAUGAAAAAUAUUUCCUCAGAUGCUUCUCGAUGGGAAACAUCAACAGGAUCCUUGAAGAUUAAUCCGGCUUAUAAAUCACACAGUGGAGAAUACUUUUGUGACAAUGGAGAGGGAGAGAGAAGCAACACUGUCAACAUCUCUGUCACUGCUGGUGAAGUGAUCCUGGAUAUUCCUGCUCUCCCUGUGAUGGAGGGAAAGAUGGUGACUCUGCGCUGCAGAAAGAAGACAUCUGCUAUCUCUACAGCUGAUUUCUACAAAGAUGGCCUAUUCAAUAGGACAGAAUACACUGGCAACAUGACCAUUCCCAGUGUUUCAUUAUCGUCUGAAGGUCUUUACAGAUGCAGAAUCCCUGGAGCUGGAAGAUCACCAGAGAGCUGGCUGGCUGUCAGAGCCUAUAUUAUACAUGCACCUCAAGGGACAACACCUGGGGAGGGUCGAGAGUGGCCUCCUCCUCAUCCUCCAGACCCUGGUUCCAUUCAGCUCUCCAUCCUGUUGCCGGUCGUCUUCACCUGUUUGUGUGUGGCUGUUCUGCUGCUGGUGGUGGGACUACUGCACUAUCGGAAACACAGAGUCACACGUCUGAAGAUGCUGCUUACAAGAACUGUGCUGCUGCACAUUCUCUCUGUGGUCAACUACUGA